AUGAGCACCUCCACAAAACUCCUCGAGGAGUACAUGGAAAAGAAACAGCAAGGCGUUCCCGACCGCUCAUUCUCAAACCCUGCCCUCGAAGGCCGCGUCAACAACCGCAACCAGGAAUUCUCAAUCGUCAGUCGGAGACCGCUCAGGAUGGACCACGGGGACAACUCUAUGGGCGACCGAUCUUUCAAUGGGGGCUACUCAGGAGGUCAGGGCGGAGGGAACCAGAGUUUCGCAGACUCGAGCUAUGGCAAUGGGAGCUUUGGCUUUGGGAAUGGUACCUUUACCUCAACGCACAGGGGGUGUGCGAGCCAGUGGUCUGAAGACAGAGUGGAGCAGAUCCAGGCGAGGUUGAAGAGGAAGCUUGGGCCAGAGUAUGUGACUCAACGCCCCGGGCCUGGUGGAGUGCAGAAACUGAGCUAUAUCGAAGGAUGGAAAGUUAUCAACCUCGCCAACGAUGUGUUUGGCUACAACGGCUGGUCGACUACCAUCGUGUCGCUGAAACCAGACUUUAUUGACCAGACAAAAGAAGGCCGGGUCUUUGUAAAUGCCACUGCUAUCAUCCGGAUCACUCUUCUCGACGGGACAUUCCAUGAAGACGUUGGGUGUGGACAAGCGGAGAAUGUCAAGAGCAAAGGCGCUGCUAUCGACAAAGCGCAAAAAGAGGCGGUGACAGAUGCUACCAAGCGUGCGCUUCGAAUGUUUGGCAAUGUGCUCGGUAACUGCCUCUACGAUAAAGAGUACACCAAAGAGGUUGUAAAGAUGAAGGUCCCUCCGGCCAAGUUCCAACCAGAUGGGCUUGAAAGACGUGCAGAGUUUGCUCCGCCCGGGUAUAGCCAUGAUACUGCUCCAGGCCCAUCUCGCUCCAACUCCAUCCCACCGCAUAUGAACAACGACAAUCGACCUCCUCUGAACAACAAUAUUCUUCCUCCUCGCAACAUUCCUCAAGCCGAUCCACAACCCCCACCACCACCCAUGCGCCCGCCACCCAAUGACAUCGAGGCCACGCCACUAAAAUCAGUCCACAGUGGGGAUGGUCAGGAGGACGAGUACUUCUUUGACGAAAAUUUUGAUGCGGAGUUUGCACAGUUCGAUGAUGAUUCCAUGAUGGCGGGAGUAGAUGGGGCUGGACCGAGCUCUGGCACUAAUACAAGCGUACACUCUGAACCUUCCAAGCCUGAACGACCGGCGUACCAACAUCGUGCCCGCCCAGACUUAAACAAGUCUGUGUCUGAGGGUCCCGCCAAAGAAGCAUCGUUUCAGAAACCUGCUCCUCCUCAAGCACCCCAAUUCGGGCGCCCGGCCCAGCAUGCUCCUCAAGCUCCGGUUGUGCACCAUGCGCCAGUGCUGGAAGGGCAAAAGACUAUACCGUCCAACAGCAGCCCCGUUGACAGGGGUGUGUUUGGAAAGACGGUGUCUGCGCCAGUCGCUGUAGGAAAGCAGCCGCCGAAAGUUGUUGGUGGAUUCAAUUUCCCAGGACCUGCAAAUAAGCCUGCAUCUUCCAGAGCUCAAGCGAUUCUCAAAGGCCUAAACGGCAAUACACACCCUUCGCCUCAUCUCAAAGGCCCCGAGUCCCCACGGAUUCCCUCGGGUGGUGUAGACCACGCCGCUCAGCGGGCCUCCUCCAGGCUCGCUAAAGAAGGCGCGAGGCUGGGCUUUGAUGAGAAUGACGAGGCGGUGGCGGCGGACUUGGCAUUGGGAGGGUUUGCGAGUGCUAAAGGGUUGAAACGGGCGCCACCUGGAGCAGAACGGAGAAGUCGUAGUCCGUCGCCUACGAAGAAGAGUGGAGGAGUGCAAGGUAGAACAGCAUUGGGGGAGUUGGAUCCUGCAGAUUGGGCUGCCAAGAGGUCUAGGUUGGGUUAG
Messenger RNA from Cryptococcus amylolentus CBS 6039, 1860 nucleotides. RefSeq lists its product as hypothetical. The coding region runs from base 1 to 1860 and encodes 619 amino acids. The transcript is spliced from 7 exons. NCBI's taxonomy places the organism in Eukaryota, Fungi, Basidiomycota, Tremellomycetes, Tremellales, Cryptococcaceae. Gene Ontology annotation, biological process: double-strand break repair via single-strand annealing; double-strand break repair via homologous recombination; mitotic recombination. Gene Ontology annotation, cellular component: nucleus. The record is from RefSeq and is a predicted model, not a curated record.